AUGGUAGACGCAGAAGCGAACGUACCAACAUGGAAAUUCACACAGUGUUUUGGUGAUAAGGGGGACGUGGAAGACAUCACAGAAGCCGAUAUCAUUUCCACUGUCGAGUUUGACCACACCGGCAACUACCUUGCGACAGGCGACAAGGGCGGCCGUGUGGUUCUGUUUGAGCGCAAUGAAACAAAAAAGACUUGCGAAUACAAGUUCCACACCGAGUUCCAGUCACACGAGCCCGAAUUCGAUUACCUCAAAUCGCUCGAGAUAGAGGAGAAGAUCAACAAGAUCAAGUGGUGCCGACGGCAAAAUGCGUCACACUACUUGCUCUCAACAAACGAUAAGACGAUCAAGCUCUGGAAGGUGUUUGAGAAGUCUCUCAAGGUUGUGGCCGAGAACAACCUCUCUCACGACCUCACCCCCGGGAGCAUAGCGGGCGGAGGCGGUCCCCCCCGCCCCCUACCCAACGUCCAGUUCCGCAAUGCCGGUGACCUGAAGCUCCCCAGGAUGACCCACCAUGACACCGUUGUGGCUGCCGUACCCCGGCGGACAUACGCCAAUGCACACGCAUACCAUAUCAACAGUAUUUCUGUGAACAGUGAUGGGGAGACAUUCAUCAGCAGUGACGAUUUGAGGAUCAACCUAUGGAACCUGAACAUUCAGGACCAGAGUUUCAACAUUGUCGACAUCAAGCCAGCCAACAUGGAGGAGCUGACUGAGGUGAUCACAGCUGCCGAGUUCCACCCCAUGAGCUGCAACUGGUUCAUGUACGCCAGCUCCAAGGGCACCAUCAAGCUAGCCGAUAUGCGGGAGAGCGCCCUUUGCGACCAGCAUGCCAAGAUGUUUGAACAGGAAGAAGACCCAUCGUCCAGGUCGUUCUUCUCCGAAAUCAUCUCCUCCAUCUCCGACGUCCGCUUCUCGUACGAUGGCCGGUACAUCCUCUCCCGCGACUACCUGACCGUCAAAAUCUGGGACGUAAACAUGGAAAGGCAGCCGAUCAAAACCAUCCCGAUUCACGAGCACUUGAGGCCCAGGCUUUGCGACACAUACGAGAACGAUAGCAUUUUUGACAAGUUUGAGGUAGUGUUUUCAGGCGACGGCAAGAAUGUCAUGACGGGAAGCUACAACAACAACUUCAUGAUUUAUCCGUCAGAUCCGGAGCAAGAGGUGGAGGUCGUGUUGCAGGCCGACAAGUCAGCCUUCAAGGCGAAGAAGGUCGGGGUACCCACACCCAUCAACGCAUCUGCGAGCCCGACGGCAAAUGGAAAGAAAGGUGGCUCCCGGGCAGGGAGCCCGUCUGCGCCAGGUCAGGGCCAAAGGAUGCGAAAAGAGACGGAUGCGGACCAGAUCGACUUCAACAAGAAGAUCCUCCACAUGAGCUGGCAUCCUUUCGAAGACAGUAUUGCCAUUGCUGCGACCAAUAAUCUCUUCGUAUUUUCGGCGUUGUAG
This is a messenger RNA of Dichotomopilus funicola, 1443 nucleotides long. Its product is annotated as WD40-repeat-containing domain protein. Gene Ontology annotation, molecular function: protein phosphatase regulator activity; protein binding. The record is from RefSeq and is a predicted model, not a curated record. The transcript is spliced from 6 exons. Gene Ontology annotation, cellular component: protein phosphatase type 2A complex; cytosol. Bases 1 to 1443 code for a protein of 480 amino acids. Lineage: Eukaryota; Fungi; Ascomycota; Sordariomycetes; Sordariales; Chaetomiaceae.